This is a messenger RNA of Paralichthys olivaceus (Japanese flounder), 1310 nucleotides long. It is a transcript of the gene nkx2.5, whose product is annotated as NK2 homeobox 5. Gene Ontology annotation, molecular function: DNA-binding transcription factor activity, RNA polymerase II-specific; RNA polymerase II cis-regulatory region sequence-specific DNA binding. The record is from RefSeq and is a predicted model, not a curated record. NCBI's taxonomy places the organism in Eukaryota, Metazoa, Chordata, Actinopteri, Pleuronectiformes, Paralichthyidae. Gene Ontology annotation, cellular component: nucleus. Gene Ontology annotation, biological process: cell differentiation; regulation of transcription by RNA polymerase II.
UCAAGGUCCGUGUGGUGAACCAAACGAAUACUUAAAUCCAGUAAAUAUUACCAGCAGGGAGAAGAAGUUUGUUGACCUGUUGCGUCCAUAUGACAGGUUAAUAGUUUUUUCCUUUUUUUUGGCAAUGUUUCCCAGUCCCAGCACGUCCACUCCCUUCUCUGUAAAGGAUAUAUUAAACUUGGAGCAGAGUCAUGGCGUUAUGGCGUCUUCUCUGGACGUUUCCUCACGUAUGGACUGCUGCAUCCUGCCGACCUCCUCCUCCUCUUCCUCCUGCAUGCUGGCCCGCAUGAAGCAGGAGCCUCUCCGGGACAUGUCGUCUCCCGCCGCCGCCUCGCUGUUCGGAGAGGACCUCCACGAGUCCCGAGCAGGCAGAGGCAGCAGUGCUCUCAGCUUUGCCUCCAGCUUUUAUGGGAAAUCCCUCUUAGAUGUGGACAUAGUCAAGGAUGAGAAAUCAGACGCGUUUGAGGGGAAACGCAGAAAAGAAGAGUUCAGUCCUCCUCUCGAGCCCGCGGGGGACAUAAAAACUGCGGAUCCGGACCGACCCAAGCCCCGCAGACGCAGGAAGCCUCGGGUGCUCUUCUCCCAGGCGCAGGUGUACGAGCUGGAGCGGCGCUUCAAGCAGCAGCGGUACCUGUCCGCCCCGGAGAGAGACCACCUGGCCGGGGUGCUCAAGCUGACCCCGACCCAGGUGAAGAUCUGGUUCCAGAACAGGAGGUACAAGUGCAAGCGGCAGCGGCAGGACCAGAGCCUGGAGAUGGUGUCCCUGCCGCCGCCCAGGAGGGUGUCGGUGCCGGUGCUGGUGCGGGACGGGAAGCCCUGUUUGGCGGCGGACACGGGCACAUACAACCCUUCCUACAGCAUGGGUCCCAUCAACCAUUUCACUUACAACAACUACCCACCCUUCAGUAACUACACGGGGCCCGGCUGCAACACAAACUAUGCGUGUAAUUAUCCUGCAGCCACGAUGCAAACUGUGCAAGGUUCCUCCAACAGCGGGAGUUACAUGAACUUUGGCGCAGGAGACUUGAAUAAUGUGCAGAACAGCUUCUCCUCCAGCACCGGGGUGUCCUCGUUACAUGGCAUCAGGACAUGGUGAACACGUAUCACUCGUUAUAUUAACCACACUUUAACUUUUGACUGCAUGCAUUUGUAAAUGUGUCGAGAUUUGGCGGAGUUCAUUUAACUUCUCUUAUAUUUAAUGACUUCUUUUUUCGUAGUUUUGUUUUCAGCACCAGUUUUUGUCAGAAUAGCGAUAUUUUCAUGUAUUUUCGUGGCAUUAGCGCACAAACAGGCAUUUUUGAGAGAGUAAA